Messenger RNA from Gavia stellata (red-throated loon), 2005 nucleotides. It is a transcript of the gene CZH18orf32, whose product is annotated as chromosome Z C18orf32 homolog. The record is from RefSeq and is a predicted model, not a curated record. Lineage: Eukaryota; Metazoa; Chordata; Aves; Gaviiformes; Gaviidae. The transcript has 3 exons. Gene Ontology annotation, biological process: positive regulation of canonical NF-kappaB signal transduction. Bases 77 to 379 code for a protein of 100 amino acids.
GGUGCGGAGGCUGCGGCAGCCGGUAACGGCGUUGGGUUGGUGCCGACUGAGCUUUGUCACAGAACAAGAGGAAGCCAUGGUGUGCAUUCCUUGUAUUGUCAUUCCCGUUCUCCUCUGGGUCUACAAGAAAUUCCUUGAACCGUAUAUCUAUCCCGUUAUCGCACCUUUCAUUAAGCGCGUCUGGCCCAAGAAAGCUGUGGAAGAAACAACAGCCACAAAACAAGGUCAAGGAGGCAGCGCUGGAAAUCCACGGGGACCUUCAGCCACGAAAAGAGAUCAGGAGGAUGAGUCUGGAAUUUAUAAAUUUGAAAGCAAUGGGGUUGCAAAUGGAAUGCCUGCAAAGAGAUGCACAGAGGUUUCUGACAAGAAAACGGAUUAAAGGAAUUCAUUCAUAAGGAUUUUAUUCCCUUGUGUCCAAUAUGAACUGGUGAUAUUUCUCUCACUUGGAAACUUUUUUCUUUGCACGUUUUAGCUGAAUAAAAACCCGUAUCCCUUACAGGAGAGGGUCUCUUUUGCCACUAAAAUGGCAGCUAGCACAUUUCUUAAUUUAAAAUGUUUGAAAACUGAAGUUCUUUAUUAUCCUUACUGGAACUACUUUUCAUCUAUAAUCUAUUUGGUGUGAUUAGAGUUUAGGUUAAAUAACUUAUGAAUAAAUCUAGCUUUGGAAGGUAAAUGUGUCUUAGCAUCUUAGUUUCACUAAAUGCUAGUGAGAUACUUCAGGCUUUCACCUUACAAACUAUAGCUGUUCUUGACCUUGCUGAAGAACUGUGAAUUGCAUUGUGGCAAUGUAAGCAUCAUGGUUAAAUUAUGAAGAGUUUAGAUUUUCAUGUCAAAUCUGUGGAUGAGCUAAAGGAGUCAUGCUGUAUGCAAAAUUUACUCAGCUUACUAAAAGCAGAAAGUCUUGAUUUGAUACUUUCAUUAAUUAUUUUCCUUGAAACAUUGUGCCUUUCUUUCCUGAAGAGCCAGCAGCAGGGGCAUGAUGCAAGAGAAUUGUUGCUUUAUAUUCUGUUGCAGUGGUUUAAAAUGGUGCAGUUCUAUCCUUAAAAAAAUAAAUGCCAACUAAAAUCUCUUUAACAUGCUUGUGUAACUUGCAUUAUAAUAAAACAGGAUUUUAUUUAAAAAUAAGUUGCUUCAUACAAUUGUUCUUAGGCUUCUGAGCUAUAAAUACUUAGAGUGGUAUCAAAAUCUUUGAAAACCUGCAUACAGGCCCCAGACAGAAGCAGGUGAUAAAACUACUGACUUCACGAUAAAGAAAGUGAACUCGGAAAGUCCAGCGUUGCCUCCUCUUGGGAAGAUGCAUUCUGGUACUGGCUUGUAUCCUGCCAUGGUAGUACAAUUGUGAAGCGUUUUAGAUGUCCCUGGGCUUAGUAGGGAAUAGAAGUGAUAAUUCCUGCUUUGUCCUCUCUGCCAAACCAGAAGAAGGUUCUUCUUUAGAAGAUUCAAACCAAAAACAUUCUAGCAAUUUCAGGUUGCUGUUUAGGAUUUAUCAUUUUCCCAAAAGUCCUACCUAAGUCCUACCUAUAUAUGCAGUCCUUGAACCGUCGCUGAGGUCCAGUCUAGUUCUUACAACCAUGUUUUCUCCUACAAGAUAAUUAAUUACUUCGAAGACUUGCUUGAUGUCCGUCAAAUGCCUCUGGCGAGUGAGGCGUAUUGUUUCCUACUACCACCUGGUUUUGUCAGGUCUCGUGUGAAUCGAUCUGCGACGUUCACAGCUGGGCGUCGGGCCCUUGUUGCUACAACUGUCUGUAAUGACUUGAAUCACAGAAAGCUCCUUGUAAGAUGUUGCCUAAUGCUGUUUGCUCUCCCUUAGUGAGCUAGUCUAUUAGGAAGUGAAUUUGGUAUUGCUGUUUAAUCAGCUUUUGUAUCAUCCUUGGAAGAUAAGCCCCCAUCUGAUUAGCAUAUCACAGGUACAGCUUUCUCCUGGACUGGUGAAGUACCUACCCUUUGUGAUAUUAAAACGUGGUUUUAUUAUUCUGAGCAUGCAUGCAUGGUAUAAUUCAUACAA